AUGCUGCAGCAGGAGUUUUGUAGAAUAGUCACGUACGAGAGACAAAAAUCAGAGCAGCCUGUUGAAAUAACAAAAUUCAAAAAACGACCCAAUGAAACGCCAAAAAAAUUGCCCAACACAAUGGGCAUCAAAGAUAUUGAUUUAGACUUGCUAUCUUCUUCUCCUUCUUCGUCUUACAAGCUUACCAAGAGUUUUUCCACCAGCCCAAAGUCAUUUGACGCGCCUGCAGCAAGAAUAGAAAUACCGCUGCCUGACCCCUUCAGACAGGAAUUGAAGAGCAGCUUAGAUCGUCGGCGCAAGAUAUCUGACAAUGCCGAUUACGAUAAACUCGUUCAAGAAAACCGUAAUUAUGAAUUGAAUCGACAGUCGAGAAUAAGAACUAAAUCCUCCCAUUCGGACGACUCUCAAUUGGAAAGCGAUAAUGAUGAAAGAUUUUUAUCCCGAGUCGAUGAGAAUCCCAAGAGACUAGACAAGCCAGAGUCCAAGCUCAGUGUCUCGCUGAGAGAAGACUCGGGUACUCAAAGCGGUCGUCAGAGUCCCAGUGUGUCCAAUAGAAAUAGCAGAAGUUUGGAUUUAGAUUCAAAACAAUUUUCUCUUCGCACUGAGAGGAGUUUAAGCCCGAAGCCAAAUUACGGAAGACAAUUAACUGUCGCCGGACAGAUUGCCAACGAAGAAGCAGAUGCUAAUAAUGCAAGCAGUGAUUGCAAAAUUCUUAAUGACAAGCGUCGCACUUGGGCCGUCGAAGAAUUAAUGUCUGAGUUGACGCAGAUGUGUCGUGAGAGAGUAAAUAAUAAAAAACCACCAAACUUUCAGCUGAAGAGCACGGAAAUAAAAGGAAACUUUGAUCCGUUGGAUGAACUCACUCGGGAGCUACAUGAGAUGAAUUUACAAAAAUCUGAGGGAAGUACUCCGCAAGGAGAGACACGGGGUGAAUUUAAAUCCAAUGACGGCUCGCCCAGCAAUGUUUGCAAGAUAUCGAUAAACUCUACAAGUGGGAGCAGAGCACAUGAUUUAAAUUCGAUAAAUACAACAGUUGUGAUUGGGAGAGACGACGAUGAACUUGAGGAUAUUACUGAGCACUCAAAUAUAUCCGAAGCUUCUGAUUUGUCGGAUACUUCUUUAGCGUUCCGUUAUCCGAAAGUCGAAAAGUCAACGUUUACUUUUUGCACUGGUGAAGUAUUACCGCAAUCUAAACCGCUAAAGUCACCCAAGUCACCGAAAAUAGACGAGUACAACGAGGCUAACAUAUUGAACGACUGCUCGCCGGAUGAUAAAUUUGAUAAUCGAUCAUUAUCACUUGAUAAGCAAUCGCAUUAUCUUAAGAGCGCGACAAUUACAACAACAACGACAGCGAAUAAUGAUACGAGUCACUCAAGUCCGGACAAUGAUCACGAGUCAUCGGGUUACUCUAACUUUAAAAUACGUCACACGGGUAAAGUUAAAAUGCGUCCUAAAGCUAAAGUUAAAUCUGAUAUUGGUGAAACGCGAGGGGAAUUAAAAUUAACACCCUCGUUGGAAAAACUUGCCAGUGAAAUUCAAUUUUUGCCGGCUAAAAAAACAAAUAUUGUUAAUCAUCACACCAGCAAUCACAAUCAUAAUCAUAGUCAUAGUGAUAGUCAUAGUCAUAAUCAUAAUCAUAAUAGUAAUAAUAAAAUAUAUAAAAAUACGUCGUCGUUAAACGAAAGUAUGAGUGACGGUGACGCGUAUGACGACAGUGGUAUCCACGACGAAACGUAUAGAUCUGAAGAUUCUGGGAGUGGCAGGCGUAAUAUUAUUUACAGUAAUAGCUUCAAAACAAAGCGUGAAGGCAGGUACUUUCAUCGCCAUGAAUUUACUGACGAUGAUGAUGAUGAUGAAGAGGAUGAUGAUGACAAUGAUGAUGAUGAUGAUGAUGAGGACGAUGACGGGAUAAUUAGUGCUGCUAGAAAGUGCAAUUUAAAGAAGAGCUCGACGCUCCAUUGUGCUACGAUACCUGAAAACUAUCGCCGGUUCAGAAUUAGCAACAACUUUGCUGCUAUUCUGGCGAGAUCCAAGAGAAGAAGCAGGAGUUUGAGUGAUUUGAAUUCUUUUGAAGAUGAAGAAGACAUCAUGGAAGAAAAUGUUACCUAUCCUCAGAAUUCACCCAAGAUAAAACCGGUGCCUCUCCCGAGGACCAAGAUCCCGGCGAUAAAAUCCGAGGAUGAGUUGUCAACGAGGCUAGAAGACAAGCGGGAAGAAAUGGGAACUGUUGCGCCGCUGCCCAGGAAAACUAUCACCAAGAAAGACUACCCGGAAGUUUGGGUGAACUCGAAGCAAGUUUCAGGGUACAGGGGCCAGACGCCGGAGGUUGAUAUCGAGUCCAGCACUGCCGUGGGCUUCAAGAGCUUGCUUUGCACUUCUGACAGCGGCUCGGAUAACUGCCUUCAAUCAAAAGAACUCGUAAACAACGAUUCCAACGAACGUCAUGAUAGUUGUAAUUAUAGUAGUAAUUUUAAGAACCGGGGACUGGAAAAGUCGAGCUCUGGGGCAAAUUUGAGGAAAGAUGGAGUUAAAGUUAGAGAAAGUCCGUUAGAUGAACAAAUUCUUAGCUCCAAUGCUAGUUCUGAAGCUCUUCAAAGUCAGUCGGAGUCUGAAUUUACCGGUGGGUUGGAUGCUUCUUCGCAACCGAGUCCUGUGAGUACCAGGGUGGCUCCAGAGUGCUACGAGUGCGCAAUUGAUUUACCGCCUGGCUGGACACAAAAGUAUGAUCCUCAUACUGAUCAAAUUUGCUUCAUCAAUGAACAGGCUACGAUGAAUGACGAGCAGAAUUUAAUGGAGGAGAAGAGCAUUCUCGCAUGUGUUCCACGUGUUAUUGGGCAUAAUCCGACAACUAGUACUAAUUACGGUUUAUCGAGUUUCUCCAAGGCUGAGAUUCCCGCCUACGAAUGGCUGUCUGACGAUCUGAGAAGCAAAAUAAUUCAGAGUUGUCAGCACGUUCCUACAAGACAAGGGUACCCUGUUGUCGACUGGUUGAAGCAGAUAAGGAGCAAUUGUGAUUUUUGUGAAACUGGAACCAUGUCUCAGACGACAAUCAAUGUUACCACUAACUCAAAUAAUAAUUUUUAUUUAAAUUCCAGUCUCGAAAGUGAUAACACCAGAGACGUCGAUGAUGAAUCAAGCAAUUACGAUGAAGAGAUUAAUAAUAUAGAGUGUGAAUUAAACCCAAAAGGAAAUCCGGAAAACGAGCUUGUGGGAACUAGAGUAGGCGAGGAACAUAAUAAGGAAAAUAAUAUUAAUAUUACAAGCGAGGAAGUGGGAUUCUCGUGCUGCUUAGAUGACGUCGCUGACUCUGAUAGCGAAAAUGUUGAUAAUUUGAGCAACAUGAGUGAGUUUAUGCCCGAUGGACAAUUCCCGGACACGAGCAGUCACAGUUGGUCUUUUUCUGAGCUCACAAUGUACCCCAGGAGAAUUGUGUGCUGCGUUGAUUUAAUUCGCGAUGAAAGCGGGUACUUUACGUCCUGCCAGACUAGCUCUUUUGAAGAUUUACCGGAGCCUAAGCUGGUUAUGGAGCAUGAUGAUACUGACGCUCUGAUGGUGUGUCAAAAAUUCCUAGAUGAAACAACCUCGGUGGUUGCUAAAGCUGAUAGAUUACGAAACGAUUCAUCGGGGAGUAUGUCAACAAUUCCUGGAUCGUGCGACAUCGGUUCUUAUAAAGCCAGUUAUCAUUUGGUGGAAGAGAAUACUGAUUUACAUACCAGCGGUAGCAGUACUGCCAGCGAGCCGAUCGUUAUGAAUUGCGAAAAUAACUUGUCAUUAAGUAAUGUCAAUUUAAAAGUGAACGUGACGUUUCCGAGUGAUGCGGAUGCAGCUGCCGCUGGUAAUGUGCGUUGGAUACAAACUUUUAAUGAUUUUGAUUCACAUGACAGAAAUAGUAAAAGUAUAAAUAAUAAUGUUAUUUAUGAUUAUGAUUGUAAGUUUGUGUCUAAUGAACAGUUGUAUAAAUCUUGUGAUAAUUUAGACACGGAUAAUACGCGGCUAUCAAAAAUGGAAGACUCAAUCGGGUCUGGAAGCUCGUAUUUGCAGGAGGUUGAUGAAGAAGUGGAGGAGUGUACGUCAUUUGAUGAUAAAUAUUCCCAGACAGUUAUUUAUGAAAAUUGGAAUACGUGUUUAACCAGUGAAUGCUCGUCACAGUCGCUGGAUGAUACUCGAACCUCGGAAUUUUAUUCGCCGAUUGAAUUUAAUGAAACGGCCUUUGAUGAAGCUGCGGGUAUUAAUAAUUUUUGUGAUUAUGAUGAUGAUGAUGAUGAUAAUUAUAGUGGCGUUGAUAAAUUUAGACGGAGAAAAGGAUCUACUUCGAGUGAUAUUUUAAUGUGGAAAAAAAAUUUAUUGUUUUUUAAUAUGGAUGAUGAAGACGAUAUGCGACAGUGGUUUUCUUCAAACGACGAUGAAGGCAAGAUAUACUUUUUCGAGGAGAACAGCAAUGAAUCUUCAUGGGUACUACCAACAGUCACGGUUAGCAAAUCUCAAAGCAAUGCACCUGCUCAUAAAGAAGAAAAGCCGAUGGAAGAGGAUAGUAACGCAACAAAUGAAUUUUCUCAACCAGAAAAUCUUCAAGCUGGUGCACCUUACACCAAUCAAAACUUGAGUAAUAACGACACGAUGUCAGUAUCUGGGUCAAAAAAGCCGGGGCUGAGCGACUGGCCUCAGCUGUCAUUCGACGGGAAUAUGAAAAUUCUCAAAGAGGGCUCGAUAAGUCGCACCAAGAUCACGGAAAACGGAAAAAAACUACGCAAAAACUGGAGUACUUCCUACGCCGUGCUUACGGAAUUAUUUUUGCUUUUUUUCAAAGACUCGAAAACAUUUAAUACGAUGAUGAAGAGCGGUCAGUCGCCCAUAGCUAAGCCCGACAUAUCGGUUGAUCUGAAUGGGGCGAUUAUUGAGCCCGGCGAGCGAGCUAGUAGCAGAAAAAAUGUUUACAUGAUUAGUACCGUACUUGGUCUUCAAGUACUUAUUCAAAGUGAUAACACAGCACUCGCUGCUGAAUGGUUUCAAGAGAUACAUGGAGCCAUACGAAAACUGCCAUUCAGCUUCAAAUCUCAAGCAAAGCCUUUUGCUGGACCACCGGAAGUACGUAAGAUCAGUAAUAGUAAAUUAUCGACUGAUCAAUCUGAAGAGUCAAAGAAGUCAUCCAAGGUCGCAAGAUCUCGGUCUAUGAAAACGGUAAAAAGACUUGAUGACUCGCUUGAAGAUCUGAGCGGAACUGUUGCCGAAAGACAGACUAAAAUAAAGGCUAAAUUACGUCGAUUUUUCCAACGACGUCCCCCCGUUGAAUCUUUAGUUAAAAAUGGAAUUUACAAAAAUGAACCGGCAUUUGGCUCUUAUUUAAAAGACGUUUGUCCAACGGAACAUCCACGAGUGCCCCUGUUUGUUAAAACAUGUAUCGAAGUGCUAGAAAGUAAUGAAGAAAACAUGAAGACUGACGGUUUGUACCGAGCCAGUGGGAAUUUGAGUCAAAUCCAAAAAAUACGCCUGCAAGUUGACCAGUACAAUCUCAACGUUUUAUCUCAAGAGGAAGACGUUCAUGUAUUGACGGGUGCAUUAAAAUUAUUCUUCCGCGAGCUUAAGGAACCGUUGAUACCAUCGAGUUUUUUCAAGGAAGCACUUAAUGCCAGUAUGCUGAAGAAAGCCUCCGCAAAGAUACAAUGCUUCCGUGACAUUGUUAAAGCAUUACCGCCGGCAAAUUAUGACACGCUGCAGUUUUUACUGAAGCAUCUUUUAAAGGUAACUUCUUACCAAGAGUUCAAUCGUAUGCAUAUACCAAAUUUGGCAAUAGUAUUUGGUCCAACGUUGAUGUGGCCAGCUGAAGAAAGCGCAAAUAUGGCUUUAGAUCUUAUGCAACAAAAUUUAGUUAUCGAAUGCCUUUUGUCUGAGUACAAUAAGAUUUUCAAAUAG
Molecule: messenger RNA, 5910 nt
Organism: Cotesia congregata
Lineage: Eukaryota; Metazoa; Arthropoda; Insecta; Hymenoptera; Braconidae
Source: the annotation of a GenBank genome assembly